Messenger RNA from Malaclemys terrapin pileata, 2523 nucleotides. Its product is annotated as basement membrane-specific heparan sulfate proteoglycan core protein-like. Gene Ontology annotation, biological process: cell surface receptor signaling pathway. Gene Ontology annotation, molecular function: transmembrane signaling receptor activity. NCBI's taxonomy places the organism in Eukaryota, Metazoa, Chordata, Testudines, Emydidae. The record is from RefSeq and is a predicted model, not a curated record.
AUGGAGCUAACUGACCUUCUCCUUGUACUGGCCUGGCUGCAGAUCAUCCCCGAGCUGGUGUCGUCCGAGGGGACCGAGGGACCCGAUUCAUCUCCUGGCCCCCUGCCGCCCCCCACACUCUCUCUGGGCUCCCAGGACCCUGUGUAUUACCAGGGGGAGCGUGUUAACCUCAGCUGCUCAGCCCCCAGGGGCGAGGCAGUGACGGGAUACAGAUUCUACAGGAGAAGAGGCGGCCAGACCCCGGAGGAGCUCCCAUCUCCCAGCGGGGCAGCCCGGCUGGAGCUCAGGGCCGAGAUGGGGAAUCACGGGCCCUACACCUGCCAGUACUGGAGAAAGGAGUCUGGGCAGGAGAUCCCAUCCACGGAGAGUAACAAGGUCUAUAUAACCGUGCAGGCCUCCCCGGCAGCUCCUACACUCUCCCUGCACCCCCCACACCCGCUCUAUCUCCCAGGGGAGCGUGUGACCCUCAGGUGCUCGGCUCCAGGGAGCGACAGGCUGCAGGGAUACAGAUUCUACGGGGAACAGGAGAGGCUGAUCCAUGACGAGGUCCCUGCCCCGGCUGGGGGCGCUGGGCUGGAGAUCGUGGCCGAGAUGGGGAAAGCCGGGGUGUAUACCUGUGCAUACUGGAUCCCGCGAUCCGGGCAAGAUAUCCUGUCAGAGAGAAGCCGGCCAGUGUCCCUAUCAGUGCAAGCCCCCCCGGAAGCUCCAUCCCUCUCCCUGAGCCCCCCACGCCCCGUGUACCUCCCCGGGGAGUCUGUCACGCUCACGUGCUCCCCUCCAUCGGGGGCACCAGUGGCUACUGGAUUCCAGUUCUCCAGGGAUACGGGACGGGGAAUCACAUCCGAGAGCAGCAAUGCCCAUGCCCUGAACAUCACGGGGCCAGAGGACUCCGGGUCGUACACCUGUGCAUACUGGAUACGCCCAUCUGGGCGAAAGAUCCAGUCCCCGGAGAGCCGCCCCGUCUCCAUCAAGGUCACAGCCCCCCCGCAGACCCCCAGGCUCUCGCUGGACCCCCCGUACGCCGUGUAUCUCCCAGGGGAACGGCUCAACCUCAGCUGCUCGGCUCCCGGGGCCCAGGAAGUGACAAGCUACAGAUUCUACAAGCGACGGCCGGAGCAGAGCUCUGAGGAGCUGCCGUCGCCCCGGGGGGAACCCCGGCUGGAGAUCCUGGCUGCGGUGGGGGACGAAGGACCGUACACCUGCCAGUACUGGAGCAGGGGGUCCGGACGAGAGCUCCCCUCGGGGCUCAGCCAGCCCAUCGCCAUACGUGUGACGGAGCCGCCCCCUGCCCCCCGGCUCGCUCUGGCUCCCCGGCACCCCAUGUACAUCCCAGGGGAGCGGGUGACCCUCAGGUGCUCGGCUCCCCAGGGCGACGGGGUGGCCAGGUACAGAUUCUACAGGCAGCGAGGGGGGUUGACCACUGACAGGGUCCCUGAGCCGACUGGGGGCGCCCGGCUGAAGCUAAGGGCUGAGACGGGGACGGCCGGGUUGUACGUCUGUGUGUAUUGGACACUGUGCGCCGGGCGAGAGGUGCCAUCCGGUGAGAGCCGGCCCGUCGCUGUGUCCGUGACAGGUGAGCUCGGUCUGGUCUCUGGCACCCCAUCCCCCUGUGCCCCUGCACCCCAUAUCUCUGCGCCCCUGCACCAUGUCCCCUCAUCCACCGCACUCCAACUCCUGUUGCCCCUGCACCCCAUCCCCCUUCCCAAGCAUCCCAACUCCUGCCGCCCCUGCACCCCUUCUGACCCAUACCCCAUACGCCUGCACCCCUGCACCCUGUCCCCUGUCACCCCUGCACCCCAUCCCCAUCCCGCUGCACCAUCACUCCAUCUCCCACCACCCCUGAACCCCAUCCUCCUGGCUCUCACACCCCAAAUCCAAUGCCGGAUCCCGGCUGGAAACAAAGGGGAUGAGCACCACUGGGUGCUGAGAGAUGGGGAGCUGCUUCCAGAGCCACCAGGGCCCCAGCUCCCCCUGAACGUCACCCCCAGCGACAGUGGGACCUACCAGUGUGGGUACAGCACAGAGCUCCAUGGGCGCCACCUCCGCUCAGGCUCCAGCGAGCCGGUGCCACUGAGUGUGACAGAUCCCCUUUCACAGCCAGUACUGAGUGUGGAUCCCCCGUCUGGAGUGGUGAGCGAAGGGCUCCCCCUGCGCAUCACCUGCAUGGCCCCCGGGGACACCAGUGAGAGGAGGUUUCACUUUUACAAGGACGGAGUUGAGAUCCCCUCUGGGGACACAGGGCCUCAGAUCAGCACCACAGAGCCCAGCACCGGCUCCACGAACUUCUCUGUGCUCAGUGUCCCAUGGGCCGGUCCCAAAAACACCGGGGAAUUCAGCUGUGGAUACGAGGUGAACAUGAGCGGCAGGUGGAUCCCAUCCCCCAGGAGCCAGGCUGUGAACAUCACUGUGACAGCCUGGUCUCUGCCCGUCCCCCUGGUGGCUGGGUGCGGUGGGGCUGCCACGGCUCUGGCGCUGCUGCUGCUGCUCAUCCCCCUCUGCAGGAAGAAGACGGCAGGUGCGUGA